AUGUCGGCAGCUGGCUCUAGCGGACAACGACACAAUAAUGCUGGGGACGCAUCAGCACCCGCGGAAAAUGUUGUGAAAAAGGCCUUCCCCCGAGUUGAUCUGGAUGGGCAUGACCUGCCGCCUUCGCCAGCUCCCUCGAGCCCUCAUUCCGGUCGUCGGUAUGCGAUUGCUACGGAAUUGGUCUAUACAGAAGGGGGUGAUCAGUAUAAUGCCAGCAGUGUGCCAAUUUACCAGAGUGCGACUUUUAAACAAACCUCUGGCUCUGGAGGAGGCGAAUAUGACUACACACGUUCAGGCAACCCGACGCGAACUCACCUCGAACGACACCUUGCCAAAAUCAUGUCGGCCCAGCGAGCGCUGGUUGUCUCGUCGGGCAUGGCUGCUCUCGACGUCAUCACACGACUCCUACGCCCCGGCGACGAGGUCGUCACUGGCGACGAUUUGUACGGUGGCACAAACCGGCUGCUGAAAUAUCUCGGAUCGCAUGGCGGCAUUGUCGUGCACCACGUCGACUCCACGGUGGCUGAGAACGUGGAGGCUGCCAUUACCCCCAAAACUGCCAUGAUUCUCCUCGAAACUCCCACCAACCCGCUGAUCAAAAUCGUUGAUAUCCCCAAGAUUGCCGCGAUUGCACACCGCGUGAACCCAAACUGUCUUAUUGCCGUUGACAACACCAUGAUGUCGCCGCUGCUGCUGAACCCGCUUGAUCUGGGUGCGGAUAUUGUGUAUGAGAGUGGGACUAAAUACUUGUCGGGUCAUCAUGACCUGAUGGCUGGUGUUAUUGCUGUUAAUGACACUGCUCUCGGCGAGCGGCUUUACUUUCCUAUCAAUACCUCGGGAUGCGGUCUCUCGCCAUUCGACUCGUGGCUGCUUAUGCGCGGUGUCAAGACACUCAAGGUGCGUAUGGAGCAGCAACAGUCCAACGCACAGCUCAUUGCCGAAUUUCUCGAAUCACACGGGUUCAAGGUGCGCUACCCAGGUCUGCGAUCUCACCCGCAGUACGACCUGCACCACUCCAUGGCUCGCGGCGCAGGGGCUGUGCUGUCCUUUGAGACUGGCGACAUUGGCCUGAGCGAACGGAUUGUCGAGAGCGCCAAACUGUGGGCCAUCAGCGUCAGUUUUGGCUGCGUCAACAGUUUGAUUAGCAUGCCCUGCCGCAUGAGCCAUGCUAGCAUUGAUGCGAAAACGCGACAGGAGCGAGCCAUGCCAGAGGAUCUGAUCCGUCUGUGUGUGGGUAUUGAAGACCCGAAUGACUUGAUUGAUGAUCUUAGACGAGCUUUGGUUCAAGCCGGUGCUGUUAAUGUCUCGCUUGACAACUUCCAAGCCGUCCAGCCAGGUGAUCAGCCAGCGGCUGCGGCGAACUGA
Talaromyces rugulosus is the source of this 1365-nucleotide messenger RNA. RefSeq lists its product as uncharacterized. The record is from RefSeq and is a predicted model, not a curated record. The coding region runs from base 1 to 1365 and encodes 454 amino acids. NCBI's taxonomy places the organism in Eukaryota, Fungi, Ascomycota, Eurotiomycetes, Eurotiales, Trichocomaceae. The transcript has 3 exons. Gene Ontology annotation, molecular function: pyridoxal phosphate binding. Gene Ontology annotation, biological process: 'de novo' L-methionine biosynthetic process; transsulfuration. Gene Ontology annotation, cellular component: cytoplasm.